GACGGGGUUGCGAUGGGACGGGGGUUGUAGCAAUGAAAGCCAAUGGAGAGGUGGAUUAGACGAGGAGGAAGAGCUGGCUUGGGAGAGGGGGCGUCGGAAGCCUGGCGAGCAAACACCAUAACUGAUUCUUCGGCGCGCGUUCCUUUUCUCUCUCUUAGGUUCGGGAGAAAGGAAGAUGGAUCCCUCACUGGAGCCGUGACAGUUCCCGUGGGCCUCCGGGAGUGCUGGAGGGGCAGACUGUCCGAUGAAGCCGGAAGUUGCUUUGCUGUUUCCCCUUGAGCUACAGCUUUCUAUGCCAUGAGUAACACCACUAUGCCCACUUCUGCUGGGCCGCCCAACGAUUCCUUGGUGGGCUACGUUCUGGUGCCAUUUUUUCUUAUCACUGUUGUCGGAGUCAUCGUAGUUGUGAUGAUGUACAUUCAGAAGAAGAGAAGGUAUGACCGGUUACGCCAUCACUUGCUGCCGAUGUACAGCUAUGAUCCUACAGAGGAGCUCCAUGAGGCUGAGCAGGAGCUUCUGGUGGAGCCAGAAGACACAAAGGUGAUGCGAGCCUGGGGAGGAUACCAACCCUACCGCCCUUCUUUUAUGGACGUGAAAGCUUAAUACUGUUCAGCUCAGACUAACGACAAGUUGUGGACACAUGACCUCAUCUACUUGGCAUGCAUGCCAACUUUAAGUACUCUCAAGGGCCGUUAACUUUGAACCUGCUGCCUUUCUUUCCACUUGAGAAUUGUGUUCUCUUGCCCUAGGUUUCUAGUGAGGGAGGUGAGUAGGUGUGGGUCCUGCUGCCGACACACUUGCCCAUGAAGAUUUCGUGCACAGAGCAGCCUAGAAAGUUGCACAUUUGGAUCUGGAAAAGCUCUGGCUUGGCAUGGCAUUCCUAUUUCAUUUGAGGUGGAUGUAGGUGGAGGUUCUGAAGCUCCUGAAACUUCAGGUACUAUGAACUACAGUCCUGAAAGGCUCAGCUUUAUGAAAAACAAACAAAACCCAACAGACCUCUGCUUCCUUUUGUGACAGCAGUGUCAGACAUUACAGUGCAAUUGCUAAAUGCCAGCUACCCUAAAUGUCUCCAUACAUAAUGAGUACAUCACUUGGUCGCUGGGUUCCCGUGAUGUGCCCCUCUACAGAGGCAGGGAAAAUGAACAAGUUGCACAUCUAAUCUUUUCUUGGGGGGUGGGGUGGUGUUAUAGUAUUAUAUCCUUCAUUUUACAGUUGGUAAUGAACAUGUGCCCAACAGUGUAUCCAGGAGGAUGCAGUUUUGCUGGGAGCACCAUGCAGGGAGCACAGGGUUGGGGAACCUGUGGCUCUCCAGAGGUUGUUGGACUCCCAUUAUCCCCAGCCAGUUUGGCCCAGUGAUCAAUGAUGGAAGUGGUACUCUGUCAACCUUUGGAAGGUCACAGGUUCUUUCUCCCUAGUUAGUGUGUCAAUUAGAAGGGGCCUUAAUAUAUUUCUUCAACCAAACGUUUUAAGUUGAGUUGGGUACUUCUUUCUACAAUGACGAUUUUGUAUCUGGGCGCUGGUUUUUGUUUUGUAAAUAAAGUUCGCCUUGAACAGGAGCAUCUCUGGCAAAACUUCAA
This is a messenger RNA of Zootoca vivipara (common lizard), 1577 nucleotides long. RefSeq names its product small integral membrane protein 29 (gene SMIM29). Lineage: Eukaryota; Metazoa; Chordata; Lepidosauria; Squamata; Lacertidae. The record is from RefSeq and is a predicted model, not a curated record.